Messenger RNA from Ruditapes philippinarum (Manila clam), 1603 nucleotides. RefSeq lists its product as uncharacterized. The transcript has 5 exons. The coding region runs from base 177 to 980 and encodes 267 amino acids. The record is from RefSeq and is a predicted model, not a curated record. Lineage: Eukaryota; Metazoa; Mollusca; Bivalvia; Venerida; Veneridae.
AUUGUAGAUGCAAAUGUCUUUUACUGUCAUUUUUUAUAUUGGCACAUGUAAUGCUUUUUUUUUAAAUUCAAAUGUUGCGUUAAACGAAAUUGGCGCUUCUUUUUUUUUGCUUUCUUUGAAAAAAAAUAGGUUCACAAAAUGUCGCCCUGGAGAAAGACACUCUAGCAUCAAGUAUAAUGUAUCCGACUUGGCCGUCCAGCAAUGCCGUUGAUGGUGACAUGGGUCAGUAUGUAGGUGACGGCGCUACAUGUGUGGCUACAAAGACGGAACUGAACCCGUACAUUAUCAUUGAUCUUGGAGCAGAGUAUAUACUGACAUCCGUCAAGAUUUACAAACAGUUAGAUGUGUAUGACAAUGAUGAAAUCGAGUUUAAUAUUCAGCUUCUACUGAUGGAGAAAAAUUGGACCAGUUAUGGAAUUUUUGAGGAGGAUAAAAAGCUGCUGAAACCUUCUGUUGCCACAAGAUUAGUUCGACUACAGGUAUCAAAAGAGGAACCAGUUGCCCUUCGUAUAUGUGAGAUUAUAGUGUUUGCAGUAUCCCAGGAAGAUUCUGAAAAAGUUAUACACGUUCAAUCCAAGCCAUAUAUGCAGAUGAGAUUUUCCUUGUCGAACAAGUACAAUGAUGUCGUGAAAGAAGAGGCAGCGUUUGUGUAUUCAGUGAAACAGGAAUUGGCUAUUUUAACGAACUUUUCCGAAGCCAGCUUUCAAAACAUGAAGGUGUCGAAGAAAGAUCCAUUACAAGUAGAGUUGGAACUUCAUUCGACAGAUGGCGAUUUAAAGAAGCUGAGUAAAAUGUUGGAGACGAUAGACAUGUUAUGUGGACAUGGCUUGGACAUGACGACUGAAGAUGGCAGUGAACUGACAAUAAUAGCAGGUAGCUUACAGUAUCACGUGAUGUAUACAGGACAUGCAGGAUCCCUGCUGUAUGGGAAGAUGUUGGUUGCAGUCUGCGUGCUUGUUAAUGCGAUUUUAUAUCUGUAAAUUUUGAUAAACUUUUAGAAACAUUGAGAAACGUUUUGAGAAACUUAUAUACACUUAACUUAAUUUAGGUGGAAUUAUGAACGAUGCCUUAUCAUAUUUGUUUUAAUUCUUUUGUAUAUACAUUGAACUCUUAUCUUAGUACAAAAUACUCGUUGACUUGUACAGAAUGUGUAGCCAAUCAAAAUUAAAGGCAAUCGGAAUCGCAUAUUCAAAUAGUGUGUAUCAAAAAGGGAGACAACUAUUUUGGGUGACCGGAAAUACUUGGAAGACCAGUUUUUCAGUUCAUUUUUGUUUGGAAUGACUGUAUUGGUAUGUUCAAACGACAUUUGGUAGCUAUUGUUUUCAUGUUUGUGAUACAAUGCACUUUGAAAUAUUCUGUUUUAAUUUUCUCGUAAGCUUCUUUGGGUCGAUAACUAUUACUGGUUUCAAGGUUUAGGUUUAUUUGAAUACGUCAGGGCCCAUUUGGGCAUGUGACAACAUAAAACAGUACAUACAUACAAAAUAAUACAAAAUGGCAAAUAAUAUGUAAAAACAAAAUACUACAAAAUGGCAAAUUAUAAAUGGUCAUACAACUCCAUGAUGUAAUAAAAUUACUGUAAUAAUUGACUGAUAAUGGAGGAUGA